GCGCGUUGUGGGCAACAUGGAGUAGGUGCAGCCGGACCAGGAGUGGGCUCUGUCUCUCCUCAGGCCUCCCUUUCUCUAACCCCGCAGGUUCCCCGCGGGGAUCCAGGGAGCUGCCUGCGGAGCUGCCCUUGAUCCGAGCUCGGCCUGCCUCGGCGGGGGCUGCAGUGCGCGCCGGGCGCGGUGUCGUCCCCAGCCCCAGGACCCCACGCGCCCGCGCUCUGGGGGGUUGGGGUGGCGGACUGCUCGUCGCGGGUCGGCUGCUGGCCCUGCCUUGGCCGCGAAGUCGGCGCAGAGAGCGGGAGAGGGAGGGGGAAACACUUUGUGUUUUCCAGGUCCCCGUCGUAGGCGCCCGCAUUUCUAACCUGUUCUUCUCCAGGGAAGGAAUUCAGAUGUGUUCUAAGCCCGCUGGAGUGACCACACUUCCCAGACCUGAUGGAGGCCAGAGCUCAGAGUGGCAGCGGGUCCCAGUCCUUGCUGCAGGCGUCCCGUGACAUUGGCCGGCAGCGUGGGGAGCCCGACCCCAGAGAUGCCCUCACCCAGCAGGUACACGUGUUGUCUCUGGAUCAGAUCAGAGCCAUCCGAAACACCAAUGAGUACACAGAGGGGCCUACUGUGGUCCCACGACCUGGGCUCAAGCCUGCUCCUCGCCCCUCUGCUCAGCACAAACAGGAGAGGCUCCACGGUCUGCCCGAGCACCGCCAGCCUCCCAGGCUCCAGCAACCACAGGUCCAUUCUUCUGCACGAGCCCCUCUGUCCAGGUCCAUCAGCACAGUCAGCUCGGGGUCUCGGAGCAGUACAAGGACAAGUAACAGCAGCAGUUCCUCUGAACAGAGACUGUUAGGACCAUCUUUCUCCUCGGGGCCUGUUGCUGAUGGGAUAAUCCGUGUGCAGCCCAAAUCCGAGCUCAAGCCAGGUGAGCUUAAGCCCCUGAGCAAGGAAGAUUUGGGCCUGCAUGCCUACAGGUGUGAGGACUGUGGCAAGUGCAAGUGCAAGGAGUGCACCUACCCUAGGCCGCUGCCAUCAGACUGGAUCUGCGACAAGCAGUGCCUUUGCUCAGCCCAAAACGUGAUUGACUAUGGGACUUGUGUGUGCUGUGUGAAAGGUCUCUUCUAUCACUGUUCUAAUGAUGACGAGGACAACUGUGCCGACAACCCGUGUUCUUGCAGCCAGUCUCACUGUUGUACACGUUGGUCUGCCAUGGGCGUCAUGUCCCUCUUUUUGCCUUGUUUAUGGUGUUAUCUUCCAGCCAAGGGUUGCCUUAAAUUGUGCCAGGGGUGUUAUGACCGGGUUAACAGGCCUGGAUGCCGCUGUAAAAACUCAAACACAGUGUGCUGCAAAGUUCCCACUGUCCCACCCAGGAACUUUGAAAAACCAACAUAGCACCAUGAAUCAGGAAUAUGACAGUAAUAAGGAUUGUUCCUUUUUUUUUUUUUUUUAACACAUAUGCAACCAACUAAAUAGUUAUAAUCUUGGCACUGUUAAUAGAGGGUUGGGAUAUCCUUCGCUGUUUGCAGUGAAAUGCUUUUUGUCCAUGUGCCAUUUUAACUGAUACGCUUGUUAGAACUUAGCUAAUGGAGCUCAGAGUUUGGGAUAAGGAACUUGGGGACCCACGUGUUGCAUAAGCUAAAAGCAACAGACACUCCUAGGUAAAGUUUUUGUUUGUGAAUAGUACUUGCAAAAUUUGUAAAUUAGCCAAUGACUUUUUUUCCAUUGUUUUCUCCAGAGAUAAUGUGCUAUAUUUUUGUAUAUACAGUAAUAUUUGCAACUGUGAAAAACAAGUUGUGCUAUACUAUAUGGCACAGUCACAAAAUAUUAUACUAAUAUGUUGUACAUUCGGAAGAAUGUGAAUCAAUCAGUAUGUUUUUAGAUUGUAUUUUGCCUUACAGAAAGCCUUUAUUGUAAGACUCUGAUUUCUCUUUGGACUUCAUGUAUAUUGUACAGUUACAGUAAAAUUCAACCUUUAUUUUCUAAUUUUUUCAACAUAUUGUUUAGUGUAAAGAAUAUUUAUUUGAAGUUUUAUUAUUUUAUAAAAAAGAAUAUUUAUUUUAAGAGGCAUCUUACAAAUUUUGCCCCUUUUAUGAGGAUGUGCUAGUUGCUGCAAAAGAGGGGUUACAGAUGCAUAUGUUCAAUAUAAAAUAGAAAAUAUAUUAACGUUUGAAAUUAAA
This is a messenger RNA of Mustela lutreola (European mink), 2165 nucleotides long. RefSeq names its product sprouty RTK signaling antagonist 2 (gene SPRY2). Bases 433 to 1380 code for a protein of 315 amino acids. The transcript has 2 exons. Gene Ontology annotation, biological process: negative regulation of fibroblast growth factor receptor signaling pathway; negative regulation of Ras protein signal transduction; negative regulation of MAP kinase activity. Lineage: Eukaryota; Metazoa; Chordata; Mammalia; Carnivora; Mustelidae. The record is from RefSeq and is a predicted model, not a curated record. Gene Ontology annotation, cellular component: membrane; cytosol.